AUGGAGCGACCAGUGAUUCGACGAGGUCGUAAGAGGUUUCGUCGGCAGCAGGAUGGGCAUCGAGCUUAUGUUCAUUGGCGCGAUGAAUCUGAUUGUGGGUCUUCAGAUUUUGAUUGCCACAAUGAAUUCAGUUCAUCAAGUGAUGAUACAGAAGUUUUUGUCCACCCAAGGAGGAAGAGAAUUUUAGAUGAUGCACUUUUUGAGUUUUUCAGCAAGGAGGCUAUUAAAUCUCUUAAAAGAGAUUUCUCAAAGUUCUGUAGGUCUUCCAAUGUAUGGAAAGAGAAUAAAAGAGUAAAGAAAUCUGGGAUUGACAAGUCAUCCUUCACUGUUUAUUCAACCAAGUAUUUUUUCGAAGUGUUGCGCCGCCUUUCUGAUGCUCAGAAGUCUGUUAUUGAGAAGUUUGGUUUCCAUUGUUUACUUGUUUUUGGCAAGACUGGCAUUCCAUCACCUUUUAUCCGGUGGCUCUCUUCAUGUGUCGAUGCUCUCUCUUCGCAAAUCAUUGUUGAUGACAAGAUAUUAAAUGUUUCAAAAGAUUCUUUUCAUUUUGUUCUUGGUUUGCCAAGUUCUGGAGCUGAGUUGGCUAAGAUCUAG
Messenger RNA from Lolium rigidum, 591 nucleotides. RefSeq lists its product as uncharacterized. The record is from RefSeq and is a predicted model, not a curated record. NCBI's taxonomy places the organism in Eukaryota, Viridiplantae, Streptophyta, Magnoliopsida, Poales, Poaceae. Bases 1 to 591 code for a protein of 196 amino acids. The transcript is spliced from 6 exons.